AAAUUUGAGGAUGGAAGAGGCUUCUGCGUUGUUCCUUGUGCGCAACGAUGACCGUGGCUUUGCUUUCUUUAAAAUUGAGGCCUCCAACUCUGACGCUGACUGGAGAACUGAAAUCCGAACACACAUUAGGCUCUUCUGGCACUUGGCUAGAGCUAAAACCUCCAGAUUCAGCGGGCAAGCGUUGCUCAGCAACGGCGCGUAGGGUGUAUGUGGUUGGCUGGAACCAGACCCCGCCCCGGCCUCUGCCCGUGCUCUGGGGGCGUUGCCCAAUCCUGAAGGACUUCUGCCCUCGAGACCUGUGGAUUCUGCGUUGCAGUGGCCUGCGGGGACGAUCAUGAAGCUACGUGCUACUGGCGAGCCCGAUUUGGCCGAAAUGCUGCCCCAGCACAAGUUCGACAGCAAGUCCCUGGAGGCCUACCUAAACCAGCACUUGCCUGGCUUUGGGGCCGAACGUGAGGCUACGCUGACCAUUGCCCAGUACAGAUCAGGACAGUCCAAUCCAACCUUUUAUCUCCAGAAGGGCUUUCAAACAUAUGUGCUCAGGAAAAAACCACCAGGUUCACUUCUUCCUAAAGCACAUAAGAUUGAUAGAGAAUUUAAAGUCCAGAAAGCCUUGUUUUCAGUUGGAUUCCCUGUUCCCAAGCCUAUACUGUACUGCAGUGAUACUUCUGUCAUCGGAACAGAAUUUUACAUAAUGGAACAUGUGCAGGGUCGAAUCUUUCGUGAUUUAACAGUUCCUGGAGUUAGCCCAGCAGAACGUUCAGCCAUAUAUGUGGCCAUGGUAGAAACAUUGGCUCAGUUACAUUCCUUGAAUAUACAGUCAUUGCAGCUGGAAAGAUAUGGUGUAGGUGCUGGGUACUGCAAAAGACAGGUAUCAACCUGGACAAAGCAAUAUCAAGCUGCAGCUCAUCAGGACAUCCCUGCCAUGCAACAGUUAUCGGACUGGCUAAUGAAGAACUUGCCGGAUAAUGACAAUGAAGAGAAUUUGAUUCAUGGAGAUUUCAGACUAGAUAAUAUAGUUUUCCACCCUAAAGAGUGUCGAGUUAUAGCGGUGCUUGAUUGGGAGCUUUCAACCAUUGGUCAUCCUUUGUCAGACUUAGCUCAUCUUUCCCUCUUCUACUUUUGGCCAAGGACAGUUCCAAUGAUAAAUCAAGGUUCUCGUAUUCAAGAAAACUCAGGGAUACCAUCAAUGGAAGAACUGAUUUCAAUAUAUUGCCGCUGCAGGGGAAUUAAUUCUAUUCUUCCUAACUGGAAUUUCUUUCUUGCCCUUUCAUUUUUUAAGAUGGCUGGAAUAGCACAGGGGAUAUAUAGCAGAUAUCUUCUGGGAAAUAAUUCAUCUGAGGAUAGCUUUUUAUUUGCCAAUGUUGUGCAACCUCUGGCAGAAACUGGACUACAACUCUCCAAACGAACUUUCAGUACUGUACUGCCACAGAUUGAUACUACUGGACAGUUGUUUGUACAGACUCGGAAGGGUCAGGAAGUUCUUACUAAGGUGAAGCAUUUCAUGAAACAACACAUUCUUCCAGCUGAAAAGGAGGUGAUUGAGUUCUAUGUUCAAAAUGAAAAUUCAGUGGACAAGUGGGGAAGACCUUUAGUGAUUGAUAAACUCAAGGAAAUGGCCAAAGCCGAGGGUCUCUGGAACUUGUUUUUGCCGGCUGUCAGUGGUCUCAGCAACGUGGACUAUGCCUUGAUUGCUGAAGAAACAGGAAAAUGCUUUUUUGCUCCAGAUGUCUUUAACUGCCAAGCACCAGACACAGGGAACAUGGAGGUUCUGCACCUGUAUGGAAGUGAGGAACAGAAGAAACAGUGGCUUGAGCCUCUUCUUCAAGGGAACAUUACCUCUUGCUUCUGUAUGACAGAACCUGAUGUAGCUUCAAGUGAUGCCACAAAUAUUGAAUGCAGCAUCCAACGAGAUGAAGAUAGCUAUGUAAUUAAUGGCAAGAAGUGGUGGAGCAGUGGAGCUGGGAAUCCCAAGUGCAAAAUCGCAAUUGUUUUGGGAAGAACUCAAAAUACUUCUGUCUCCAGACACAAACAGCACAGCAUGAUUCUUGUUCCCAUGAACACACCUGGAGUAGAAAUAAUAAGGUCUUUGUCAGUUUUUGGCUACAUAGAUAAUUUUCAUGGAGGACAUUUUGAGAUCCAUUUUAAUCAAGUGCGAGUUCCUGCCACAAAUCUAAUACUAGGUGAAGGUAGGGGAUUUGAAAUUUCCCAAGGCCGCCUUGGACCUGGCAGAAUCCACCACUGUAUGAGAACAGUAGGUUUGGCGGAACGUGCUUUGCAGAUCAUGUGUGAGCGAGCAACACAAAGGGUAGCCUUCAAGAAGAAGUUGUAUGCACAUGAGGUUGUGGCUCACCGGAUUGCUGAAAGCCGCAUUGCCAUUGAGAAGAUCCGCUUGUUGACUCUGAAAGCCGCUCACAGCAUGGACACUCUGGGCAGUGCUGGCGCUAAGAAGGAGAUUGCAAUGAUCAAAGUGGCUGCCCCACGGGCUGUCUGCGAAAUCGUUGACUGGGCCAUCCAGGUGUGCGGAGGUGCUGGUGUUUCCCAGGAUUACCCUCUGGCCAACAUGUAUGCUGUAACCCGAAGUUUGCGUUUAGCAGAUGGACCUGAUGAAGUUCACCUUUCAGCAAUCGCAACAAUGGAGCUGCAGGACCAAGCCAAAAAGCUGACAGCCAAGAUGUAAGGAGAGUGGCACUGCCACAUCCCACCGGCAGAAACUCUCCUUCAUACAAACUUCGUUGGCGCCAACAUUUGAAUCUCAUAUUUUUGCAGCAGUUUGAGCACAGGGUUAAUUAUUCACCUGUGGUAAAGAUUAUAGCAUCUAUUUUGAUCAGUGGGUUUUAUUAUUUCAAGGGUCACACAGGGUUGAGUUCAAUAAGAAAUGCUGUAGCUGUUGUCAUUCAAUCUAGUGCCUUCUUGAGGCCAGGAGUUUGGGGCCAGCCUGGGCAACACAGUGAGACCCCCAUCUCUACAAAAAAAUUUAGAAAUGAGCCAAGUGUGGUGGCACAUGCCUGUAGUCCUAGCUACUUGGGAGGCUGAGGCAGGAAGAUUGCUUGAGUCUAGCAGUUUGAGGUUACAGGAGCUGUGAUCAUGACAUGGCCUCCAGCCUGGGUGACCGAGUGAGACUCUUUCUAAAAAUAAAAACAAAUAAAAAAUAAAUUUCUUCUUGGGGUGGGGUGGAGGUGGGGAGCAAGAAUUUGACCUGGGCUCUGAUCCCUUGUGUGUUGUGGGCCUCUUUAACAUUUGCCACUUUGCCUUAACCUCACUGUACCUCACUUUACUUUGCAUGCGUUGGUGUUAAUAUUUUAAUCUUAGAAGACCCUGACCCACUGAGGGUUUGUUGUGAGAAUCCCUGAAGCCAUGUAGAAGCAUCUUGAAAUCUGUGAAACCACAAUAAAGUACUUUAUAAAAGGUAUCCUUAUUUGAAGUGGACAGAUCUUAUAACUCGAACUAUUUAGCCUUAUGGUUAAUUUUAAAAGUUGUGAUUUAGAAGGCAGGAUUGUUUUUGAACAUUAGGAAUUAAAGGCUAUAUCUGGUCCUUA
Molecule: messenger RNA, 3539 nt
Organism: Rhinopithecus roxellana (golden snub-nosed monkey)
Lineage: Eukaryota; Metazoa; Chordata; Mammalia; Primates; Cercopithecidae
Gene: ACAD11
Product: acyl-CoA dehydrogenase family member 11
Exons: 20
Coding region: 335-2680 (781 amino acids)
Cellular component (GO): mitochondrion
Molecular function (GO): flavin adenine dinucleotide binding; oxidoreductase activity, acting on the CH-CH group of donors
Source: RefSeq, a predicted model, not a curated record